Mytilus californianus (California mussel) is the source of this 1047-nucleotide messenger RNA. RefSeq names its product putative ferric-chelate reductase 1. NCBI's taxonomy places the organism in Eukaryota, Metazoa, Mollusca, Bivalvia, Mytilida, Mytilidae. The coding region runs from base 175 to 747 and encodes 190 amino acids. The record is from RefSeq and is a predicted model, not a curated record. The transcript has 5 exons. Gene Ontology annotation, molecular function: oxidoreductase activity, acting on metal ions.
GUGAUUUAAAUUCUGUGUUCCGUUUUGGUCAUCUUAUAAUCAUGUGUAUAUCCUUAUGAAUAUGCCAAAUCAUACAAACACUUUAAGUGUAUCAAUAACAUUUAAAGCUUAGUUUAAGGUAUCUGGACUAACAUAAAGACCUUAAAGAACAAAUCUUAACAUUGCUGCAUCACAAUGAAAGUAGUAUGCCUACAUAUUCUCUUGUUAUUGUCAUGUUGCUCAUAUGUACAUGGAACAUCAGGAGGAGCAUUAAAUGGAGCAUGCAAUAAUAUGAUUCCACAACAUUCGGGAAACAGCGCUCAGACCAGUGCACCGCCAUUCCAAAUUACUCUAGAUAAGACAAUGUACGCAGGAGGUGAUGUAAUUACAGUAAACUUAUCGAGAACCGCGACAAACCAGUUCAAAGGAUUUUUUAUUCAAGCCAGAAACCAGGAUGGAACAAAAAUUCCAGGCUUCGCACUGAUACAGAAUUCUAAAUUCUUACAAUGUGAUAAUCCGAAUGAUGCCGUAACACACACAGAAGCUUCUCCGAAAGACAGUGUUACUUUUCAGUUUACUGCGCCUGCCACAUCUAGAGGAAAUAUAACAAUUGUAGCGACAGCUGUUGAGUCUUUCAACACUUUCUGGGUGAGGAUUCCAUCGGAAACAAUUGUUGACAUGGCACCGACCGGAGCUUCCUCUACGAUCCUACCAAAUGUUGUUGUAGUUACUAUUUCUGUACUCGGCAUAUAUCUUUUUCAGCUAUAAAAAUUUCAUGCACUUUUUUUAGGAAGUAAUCGCCGUAAAAACUUAACACUUUUCUGUAAUUUUAUCAUUAAUAUUGAUCAAUUUUAAUUUGUUUUAAUGUCAGUAUAGUUUCAAUGAUUUGAAACUGACUUACAAAACAAGGAAAAAUAUAAGGUAGACGUCACAUUACAAGCUCAUACAUGUACAGCGCUUAUCAACUUUAAACACAUUCAGCAUUUAAUUCAUCAUCGACCCCUCUAUAUUAUUGCUAUACGUCAUAAAUGUAAUACUUUCUACAAUAAAUACCGGAAUCGAUCUCAA